This is a messenger RNA of Sitophilus oryzae (rice weevil), 731 nucleotides long. RefSeq names its product cuticle protein 21-like. NCBI's taxonomy places the organism in Eukaryota, Metazoa, Arthropoda, Insecta, Coleoptera, Curculionidae. The record is from RefSeq and is a predicted model, not a curated record. Bases 54 to 701 code for a protein of 215 amino acids. The transcript has 2 exons. Gene Ontology annotation, cellular component: extracellular matrix.
AAAAAAAAAUCGCGACCACUUUUAUAUUCGAGCCAAAAUUUUGACUCCCGGCUAUGGUUUCCAUUCACCUAAGGCCAACGCCCAAAUUUUACUCUAUCUUAAUGUUUUUCGCUGUCGCUACCCUCCUGGCUACUGUCAGUGCCAUACCAGCCGACUACCAAGCCACUUCUUACGUCACAUUCAAUGAUAAUCAGAAUUCGAUCAGUCACAGCCAAUCUGGUGCGUCUCCAGUAUAUCCCGCCCUUACUAAAGUAACUGUACCAGUAGUAGCUAAAGUAGCUGCUCCAGCUGCGCCUGUAGUCACCAAAUACUCCGCACCUGCUGCUCCAGUUUACUUGACCGCUCCAGCUUAUUCCGUUUCUCCAUCUGUCAACAAAGUAGCUCUUCCUGUAGUUGCUCCAGUAGCUAAAUAUGUUGCUGCUCCAGCUUAUCAUGAAGAACAAUAUGAGGUAAUCCCAUACAAAUACGCCUACGCUGUACAAGAUGCCCACACUGGUGACUACCACUCCCAAGAAGAAGUUAGUGAUGGACACCAUGUUUCUGGACAGUACUCGCUCCACGAAGCUGACGGUACCAUCAGGAUCGUAAAAUACUCUGAUGACGGACACGGUUUCAAUGCUGUAGUAGAAAAACAAGGAGAACCAACUUCUACACCAGCUGUUUACAAGAAAGUUGUUGCUGUAGCUGCUCCUCACUACUGAAAGAAGACUUAAUGAUGUGUUUGUAGUUUU